AUGGCGGAUGCUCCUCCAUUGCCCGACCAACCUCUGCCGCCGUGGAUGAGCUACUCGCUCAUCACAUAUCCAGAUGGAACUCAGGAUUACACAAUUGUUGACCUUCCAUUAACCUACUAUGGUCCCUCGAUACCAUUGGGAACAGACUACACGUACGGAGGCUCAGAGUCUCCUGUCGAGACUGCCGGGCCAACACCAGCACCAACCAGCGACGCUCCACAACCGACACCAGAGCCGGUGACCGUAACCUUCAUCCCGGAACCAGUCACGGUCACUGUGACUGUCACAGUGACAGAAACAGUCCAGGCUGCUCCGACUCCAAUAGUUCCUCCGCCCUUUUCUUCGUCAUCUCCGACGCUUUCGACGUUUCCGACAUUCUCGACAUUCGCUCCUAUACCAAGUGGAGGAAGCAGUGUUCCCUCUUUCCCCUCUUUCUCCAGUCCUCCCACUCCUACACCGCAAUCUACCGCGUCUUCAUCAUCUCCAACCCCGAUCAUCCCAUUGCCGCCGGGCGGUUCGACCUCGAGCUCGAAUGGCCCUUCAAGCUCCAGUUCGAAUAUCCCGUCAAGUUCUAGCAUCGGUAAUACCAGCACAUCUUCAACGCCAACACCAGCCCCGUCCUCUUCCUCUUCCACUACUCGUGGCGUUCCUGAAUCGGCGGUACCGACGGUUGCAGGGACGUCUCGAAACUACCUAGGGCUUGCACCUGGCGCAUUUCUUGGAGUUAUUCUCGCCAUCGUCUUCUCAUUAUUGCUCCUCUUAUGCUGUCUAUUCAUUUGGUGCCGACGUCGACGACGGCAAAAUCGACGACCACCCAUCACCCUUCUCUCGACUCCACCAAAUGAGUACGGUUCUCGACUUUUAGCAGGAGAUAGAGAUCCUACGCGAGAAGAUCUUACCUAUCCAUAUGGCAAUCACAACCGAGAGUACCGACGCAGUCAAAUAGCAAUGAUGCGUGCUAGGGGUGAACUCGAUGACGAAUGGGAAGACCGAAUGCACAGUCCAUCCAUGCGCUCCGCAUCGAUUCGAAUACCAGAUGACGAUGUGGGGACUACGUACGGGAUUCGUGACCGAGCAUUGGUAGCUGCAGGCGUCGGAUUGCCAUAUGCAUACUCUCGUGUGCCUCGUGAUUCACCUCGUGAUACUCCGAGCGUGAAGACCGGUAUGAGGAGUAUUGCAGAGUCUAGCAACGUUGCAACCGUGACACCGGGGAAUAUGGGCGGUGCCGGACUACUCGUCACCAAUCCCGACGAGCACCGCACCUCUCCAACGCCGCGUAAGGAUACGCAGUCGACAGAUGCCACAAACGACUCUUCUGCCUUGCACAUGUACGCAGCUGGUGGUCGAAGUCGCAUGGAUUCCGACGAGUCGGGCAACUUUUUCUACCCGCGGACGUCAGAAGGCGAGGGACCUUCUCCAAUGGCAUCGAGCUCGGAUCUUCACUUCCUUCAAAGAUUCACCACACCCGCUGCCGCAGCUGGAGCCGCGGUCGUUAUUACCGAUCAAAGGACCGGUGGUUCUGGACGCGGAAGUGGCUCUAGCGGUGGACACCCAAGCAGCGCACCGCAUACCCGGAAUCUCGAGGAUAUACCAGGGACAGCCAUUGCGUAUCCGGAGAGCCCUGUUUCCGACACGCGAGAAAACGAGCAACUCAUGCAAGAAGGCACAGAUGGAAAUCAGAGCGUUGGAACCUAUCACGACAUGUCGUCAGGCAGACAUAGUCGUUCCACCCGUGAGAGCGCUCUCAGUCGGUGGACAAACGAUAGGACGGAUCGCUCGACACGCACGGCACAACAGCCACCCAUCUUCCAGAGGAUACUCAACAAAGUCAUGGGCACUUCGUCCUCCCAGCCCUCAUUCGCCAUCAUACCGCCUUCAGAUCCUUUCGAACAUCAAGUGCAGCCUUCUCUUCAAGAUCAACAAACUAGAGAUCGCGUACACGCUCGUAUUAGUAGCCGAGACUUUGAUUUUGGCGGUGGACUUCUCUUCCCUCGCCCACCAAUCCAUACUGGUUACUCGAGCGCUAGCGCGAGCACGGCACGGGAUGAUAUGAGAAAGUGGGGUGGCGUUCUUCCGUCGCGUUGGUCUUCCGGCACUGGAAACCGGACACCCGUCAACGGAGCAGAAGCAUCGUCGAUGAGAAAUGUUCCUACCAGUUCUGCCCCUGGUGAACCCGCUGCAGCCCCGUCACAGAUGGAACAAGGAAAUGCUCGGUCUGGGCCAUUGGUAGGCACGCCAAUUCGUUCUCACCAGGACCUGCAAACACAGAUGAGGGAGCGUACUCCGACCACUACCCCGAUUCCUCUUAUGGGCUUUGGACUUCGCCCGCCGCCGCCAUCUGCGUAUCCAAUCGAACGUACUGUAUCAGGUGUCUCAUCCGGUACUGGUCGCUCGACAGUAUACUAUGACGCUCACUCGAGGAUGAGUACGCCAAUGGGCACUGUCAGCACGAGCCGCGAGCACGCAACGACCCCUGUCGCUCGUCUAGAGUCUCCACCACCGCAACCUAUCGGAGCUCUCCGCUCUGCGCGGAGUGCCGCAUCUCUUCAAUCAGCUGGCUCCGGUCCAGCACCCCCAGGUCUUUUCGUCACGCCGUCUGGACAAGACGAAGACAUUCUUGACGAGGCUCCACCAAUGCCUAUACGUGACGUCCGUCAAGCAAGAUCGCUCAAUACCAUUCUCUCCGUUAGCAGUGCAGAGACGUAUGAUACUGCGAACCCUCCACCGUCCAUCGGGCGUGCCUUCCUCCGAGAUGAAAACAUCAGGUUCCCACCACCAGGUCUCGAUCCGGCGCCACGAACCUUGCGUUCCGUGCCAUCGGAUAUCACUCCUUCAGAAGCCGCUGAUGCUGACUUAUCGGCAGGGUAUCGAACAGGAAGCAUUGGUGGUAGUUGGCCUCGCGAUAGAGACAACGUGAUUCAUGAGGACGAGGAUAUCCUAGAGGAUGAGCCGCCGAUGGCUGCUACGCAGUGGCGUGUACUUUCUGCAUACCCCAAUUCGGAGACUGGAAGUAGAGGCGGUAGUGUCAGAACUGGGAACACUGGUCGCGAGAUGGGUGAACGACCCGAUUGGAGACUCACUCUGGGACAGUCUGUUAUUCUCAACAAUGCUCAGGGGACAGGAAGUUCUCGCAAUUCGCAAUUUGAUAGCGUUCUCGCCCCGCAUCACGAACAGGCUAGCCAAGCUGGCUCUGGAUCCCAAAACUCGCGCGGUAGCUCCAAUCGCACAAACGCCAGCCACUCUCGGGAUAUUCAUUCACUUCGUGCCGAGGAGAUUGGGGGAACUGGCGGCUCCGGUGGCUCCAAUCAGUCAAAACCAUCCCGACGCUCGGUCUCGGAACAUGGUGCCUACAACUAUUCAUCUGAGACGGUGGGUGAAGGCGCAGCGCUUCUCAGUGCAUUCGGAUCUGGACCAGGAUCGCGACCAUGGAGCAAUAUUGGUCGCAGUCACGAUACAACCAAUACCGGUGGUGCCGUCAUCUCUCCAUCUCCUCGUCGGUUCUCCUUCUGGAAGCGAGAAGGCAGAGAAAGUCCCCGCCCACCAAGUCAACAAGCACCUCGUGCGAGUACUCCUCCAACCGCACCCCUCGCAACAACCACCCCUGGUAUUCGCCUUGUUGGUUCCUCGCGAUCGGCCAGCAUGGACCAAGUUCCCAUUACCCAAAAUUGGUCGUCACAAGCGAUUCCUCGGGAUGUCACGCCCGCAGAUGGUCGUCGAGGCUCUCAGACGCACUCCUUUGUCUAUCGCGAGUCACCUCUCCAUGCAUAUUCACCCCUCCGCUCUGCUUCCCCUGGUCCUUCGCACGCACACUCGCUCUCAGGAGGAGGAAGUCAUGAUCAUCAUUCACUGCCGAGUAUGAGCUUGGACCACAGCCAUACGCAUGGUACGCACGGUCAAGAGACGACGCUGGCAACGAUGACCGAGGCAAUGACGGAUGAUCACGAGCACGAAAUGCCGCCAGAGAUACCGCUUUCAGAUAUGGAGCAGAUACUGCAAGAGCAUAGGCUUCCUGAUGUCGGUGGCGGAGGCGAACCCAAGAUUGUCAACGAGGACAUCGCGCGUGAAAAGCUCCUGCAGGGGCGAACGUCACCGCCGACUACCUCUGCUUGGGCAGAGGCUUCGCGAUGGCAGCAGCUAUGA
This is a messenger RNA of Serendipita indica DSM 11827, 4140 nucleotides long. The record is from the annotation of a GenBank genome assembly. NCBI's taxonomy places the organism in Eukaryota, Fungi, Basidiomycota, Agaricomycetes, Sebacinales, Serendipitaceae.